Molecule: messenger RNA, 598 nt
Organism: Cynocephalus volans (Philippine flying lemur)
Lineage: Eukaryota; Metazoa; Chordata; Mammalia; Dermoptera; Cynocephalidae
Gene: ENY2
Product: ENY2 transcription and export complex 2 subunit
Exons: 5
Coding region: 128-433 (101 amino acids)
Biological process (GO): positive regulation of DNA-templated transcription; regulation of transcription by RNA polymerase II; poly(A)+ mRNA export from nucleus
Cellular component (GO): nuclear pore; DUBm complex; SAGA complex
Molecular function (GO): chromatin binding; transcription coactivator activity
Source: RefSeq, a predicted model, not a curated record
UUUCUGUGUGCUUAGGUGCCCGAGCUACUGAGGGUCUAAGUCCGGGCAGCCGAAGAGUGUGGUAGGUAACGGUCGUCAGCGCAAGGGUCAUUUCGUCGCUGGGACGGGACGGCCCUCGCCCGCGGUGAUGGUGGUUAGCAAGAUGAACAAAGAUGCGCAGAUGAGAGCAGCGAUUAACCAAAAGUUGAUAGAAACUGGAGAAAGAGAACGCCUUAAAGAGUUGCUGAGAGCUAAAUUAAUUGAAUGUGGCUGGAAGGAUCAGUUGAAGGCACACUGUAAAGAGGUAAUUAAAGAAAAAGGACUAGAACACGUUACUGUUGAUGACUUGGUGGCUGAAAUCACUCCAAAAGGCAGAGCCCUGGUACCUGACAGUGUAAAGAAGGAGCUCCUACAAAGAAUAAGAACAUUCCUUGCUCAGCAUGCCAGCCUUUAAGAUUGAGUUAGAUCGUGGUGUUCUGUGGUUUUAUUUCUGAAAGUAAAACUUGCCAUAAAUUAGAAAUCAAUUUCCCAAGAUAAAAAUCCUUUUUUGUAUGAUGGUAUACAGUUUUCAGUAAUGAUGUAUACAUUGUAUUGAUUUUUUUCCCUAAAUGUGUUAUUU